ACAGACUUUUCCAACCCUGCCUGAAGAUGUUUGAAAUUUCUACCUGGCAUCUGUGGUGUUUAGUUUCAAUUAUCUAUUAUGUCGAACAGAGAUUUAACCGAGCUGUUUGUUAUGCUUCGUAAUGCUGUUCUUUACACCAAAAAUGUAUAUUCUGAUGAAAUGAAUACAGAUAACGUUGCCCUGCUUGACAGAAGAUCGAGUAUGAGUGUAAAAGCAAUCGACCAGCCGAAUUGGAUUUACAAAUAUGAGGAAAUUCGCAAUCUACUUUCAAAAAUCAAAAGUUGUAUAAAUGAUUUGCUUCGGAUCCAUGAUACUACCGCUCGAUUGGUGCUGAACGAUAAUACAGAAAAUGAGCUACAGGUUCUAGAGCGCACGAAGGAGAUUUCUAAUUUAAUUUCAAGUUGUCACGGUCAUAUUAAAUUGAUCAAUUCGUCGACCGAAGGUCAAAAUCAUCUAGAAUAUAGUAUGCUUCAGAACAUCGAGAAACACUUUCUGACAUCUCUACAGAGCGUAACGGAACGAUUUAGACAAAUUCACUUGGCAUACAAAAAUGAGCGAAACAGUGCAAACCAAAAAUCGAAAGCAAUUUUCCAUAAAACUUCAUCCAAUGUACAAUCAAUUAAUGCGGUGGACACCUUUGAUAACUUUUUGAGCUUAAAUGUUUCGGAAAACGAAUACGAUAAUAAUGAUGAUGAUACACUUGAUGAAUACUUUCAGUUACCUGCAUCUAAAAAUAGCAUUGAUCAGAAAAAACUUGUAAUGAUUCAAGCAGAUAAUAAAAGAAUGAUUCAGAAUCGGGAACAUGAAGUUUCAAAAAUAGUGAGUUCUAUAGUCGAUUUAAACAUCAUAUUCAAAGAUCUUUCUAAGUUAGUUCAAGAACAAGGCACAAUACUUGACAGAAUAGAUUAUAAUAUAGAAUCCACCCAGACAAGAGUGUUUGAGGGUUACAAACAGCUACAAAAGGCAGAAACAUUUCAGCGAAAAAACAAAAAAAUUUACUGUAUUCUUAUUUUGGCAAGCAUGAUAAUGUUUAUGAUAAUUCUAACAAUAUUUACGAAAUUUUAAACCACGAUAAAAAUGUCAUUGGCCAAAUGCGAAA
This is a messenger RNA of Malaya genurostris, 1099 nucleotides long. RefSeq names its product syntaxin-16 (gene Syx16). The transcript is spliced from 5 exons. The record is from RefSeq and is a predicted model, not a curated record. Gene Ontology annotation, cellular component: SNARE complex; endomembrane system; membrane. Lineage: Eukaryota; Metazoa; Arthropoda; Insecta; Diptera; Culicidae. Gene Ontology annotation, biological process: vesicle fusion; vesicle-mediated transport; intracellular protein transport. Bases 79 to 1065 code for a protein of 328 amino acids. Gene Ontology annotation, molecular function: SNAP receptor activity; SNARE binding.